AUGUCCAGCAACUUCGACUACAUGCCUCUUAUGAGUGGCAGCCGUGCAUAUAUCCGCGUUGACGGUGUUGAAACAGGUUCUUUCCACACAAAUGGUAAAACAACUUUAGUUGCUCGUGUUGGUCCAAGAGCAAACUUCAUGAAUCAUACAGCCGAAUUCUCAGAAAAGAAUUGUCCAAAGAAGACAUGGGAAUUCAAGUACUCUGAUGCAUCUCGUUCCUCUUUUGUUGUUGUAAUUUCAAAGAAACAUCUCUUUGGUGGAGACGAAGAGAUUGGUGAAGUUGAACUUCGCCUUUCAGCAUUCGAACCAAAUACAGUUGUCAGCGCAGAGUUCAAUCUCAAGAGUCCACAUAACCAAGCAGUUCCAGCUCGAGCUCGUUUAAGUGUUCACCUUUCAGAAGAUGGUAGCUCAGCUUUCUGCGCUCCAGCAGGUGGUGUUGUUUUUCAGAAUGCAGAAAUUCCACACAAGAAGACAUAUUUCCAGUAA
This is a messenger RNA of Trichomonas vaginalis G3, 486 nucleotides long. RefSeq names its product C2 domain (calcium/lipid-binding domain, CaLB) family. Bases 1 to 486 code for a protein of 161 amino acids. NCBI's taxonomy places the organism in Eukaryota, Parabasalia, Trichomonadida, Trichomonadidae. The transcript has a single exon. The record is from RefSeq and is a predicted model, not a curated record.